Messenger RNA from Chlamydomonas reinhardtii, 1022 nucleotides. RefSeq lists its product as uncharacterized. NCBI's taxonomy places the organism in Eukaryota, Viridiplantae, Chlorophyta, Chlorophyceae, Chlamydomonadales, Chlamydomonadaceae. The record is from RefSeq and is a predicted model, not a curated record. The transcript has a single exon. The coding region runs from base 436 to 999 and encodes 187 amino acids.
GUUUUGUUCCCUGCAAGCCACAGGCGCGCACAAGAGCGCGCAGGUGCCGGCGCAAUUGUACGCGCAUGCCAAAAGCGAAAUCAGUCGGUUCCCACGUUCCGACCGAUAUGUCCAUAAUGAUAUCUUAGUCGCCACUGGCUGUUUUGUGAUAUACCAAUAGAGUCAAGCUGAGCUGGCGCGGACAUGGACAAACAGGAGUACCUGCAAAGCUUCUAUGGCUACAAAAUACUCGCGCCGGCGGACGUAGGCACGUUGAUGCUGCGGCCGGACCCCGAUGACAAGGAGCGCAUUCAGGCCCUCGUUUCGUGCGAUGGCGAUAUUUACCCGCUCUUCGGCGCCAAUUCGCACACGGACUUUAGGCUUGGCGAGUCGCUCGAGCUGUUCUGGGCAGCUUCUAGUGACGGUGGGCCACGUCUUCGCUUCAAUGCAGACGACAUGGAUAUGACUGAGUCCUGCUGGGACCCCUGGUCGGCCUCGCUGUAUUUGAUUGUAAGAAACGCAGUGCUGCGGAUGCGGGGCGAUGAGCUGGAGCUGGUGGCGGGCAGCAUCGAGGAGGAAGGCGACGAGGACGGCGAGGGUGCAGCGGCCCGCUUUGCACAGCCGAGGGCGAUCGCGGCCGAUGGAGCCGGCAGCCUGCUGCUCGUUGACAGUCGGGGCCAUGACCAAAUCCGCAGGCUGCAGCUGCCAGCGGCCUGGCAGUGCGCGGGUGUUGUCGCUGCCGCUGCGGGCAGCGGCGCGGCAGCAGCGGUUUCCAGAAGCAGCAACACCGAUCGAGCGAUGGCGGGCACGAAUGCUGGCACGGUUGCGGCAGGAGGCGCAGCAGCAGGGGUAAUAAUGGUCACCACGAUGUUGACAAACGUGGGUUCUAUGCUCUUGUGCGUCUCACGCGCACCUCCGCCGCCUCAGCAGCAGGAGCAACCGCCAGCGGUGGCGGCGGCGGCAGGCAAGCGGGGCGCGAGCAGCAGCAGCUGCAGCAGUGGCAGCGGCAGCGCGGGGUGACUUGUGUACGCUGACUCCAAGUU